Molecule: messenger RNA, 3004 nt
Organism: Mya arenaria
Lineage: Eukaryota; Metazoa; Mollusca; Bivalvia; Myida; Myidae
Product: cell death abnormality protein 1-like
Exons: 5
Coding region: 201-2384 (727 amino acids)
Source: RefSeq, a predicted model, not a curated record
GAUUUGGAGGAAUGUUGUGAAAUAAAAGUACAAUCAAAUACUUGCAAAAGAGAAAUGUGAGAAAUCCGCUUAAAAUGCUUUAACAUUCCAAGUGGAAACAAUUUUCAGUUAAAUUGUUAAAUAAUAUAUAAAUAAUUGUAAGUUAAAGUGAAUUUUGUUAGAAGCUGUACAAAUAAGUGAUUCUUUAAUUAAAUACAAAAAUGGACGUAUUAAAAAUAUUCGGCAUCAUCUUCUUGCAUGCUUCGCCUUCACAAUCCCAAGAAUGUUCCCCGUGUUCCUGCUGCAAACCAGGAACGGGAUGCUCCUAUAACGCUCAACUCGGGAUAGACACCUACUGCUGGGGAGGGUGUAAGGAUGGAUACAUAAGACCUCAGUGCCAGAAACCCUGUGUUUACAAACAUUGUAAGACAUGUUCAACAGGGUCUACAUGUGAUACAUGUUAUGAUGGGUAUUACGGCGACACAUGUAAAAGCUUAUGUCCCAGUACGUGUACCACGUGUAUCUUUAGUACAGUAUGUACCUCCUGCAAGGACGGGUUUUACAGCGGAUCGACGACCUCGUGUUUAUAUCAGUGUAAACCAAACUGUUUAUCUUGCACCAAUGGUACAUCUUGUACAGUAUGUGGUGUGCGUGAUAAUAUUGGAUACUAUGGAAGUGAUUGCUCAAUGAUAUGCAGUAACAAGUGCAAAGACAGCUUAUGCGAUAUAUUUGGAAACUGUUUUCAGUGUGCUGACCCUAACUUUAAAGGUGAUAAUUGUGAUAGAUGUAUUGACGGCAAAUAUGGAAGUCAGUGUAAGAAUAAUUGUCCUGUAAAUUGUCUAUCGUGCGAAUCUGCCACUAACUGUACUUCAUGUACAGACGGAUUUAAGGAUAUCACGUGCUCAAUGAAGACGGAAUGCCCAGAUAAUUGUAAUCUUUUUUGUUUAAGCAAUGGUAAAUGUGAAUCAUGUAAAGACGGAUUAUAUGGCGAAUAUUGCAAUAUGACCUGUUCACAAAAUUGCAGGUAUGGGUACUGCAAUCAAGACGGGUCUUGUAAAGUAGGUUGUGAGGACGGGUUUAAUGGCUCAAGGUGUGAACAAAGGAUUUGCCCACCGAACUGCAACUGUGAUACCAGCAACAACUGUAUAGGAUGUAAUAGUAAUUAUUUUGGGCCUUCAUGUUCUCUAACCUGUAAUACAUGUAAAGAUAAUUUAUGCCCUGUAGAUCGUUUAAAUGCAGGGAAAUGUGACGAAUGUGCAGACGGGACGUAUGGUAAUCUCUGUAACGAAAGGUGUGCGGAAAAUUGUUUAAAUGAUAGCUGCGAUCAAGACAGUGGGACUUGUACCUGCGAAAAUGAAUACAAUUUUCAGGAUAGUACAUGUGUCCGUAUUAUAUGCCCAGCUAACUGUUACACAUGUACUUCGUCUAAUAAUUGUAAUGCCUGUGUUGAUGAGCAUUAUUACGGAGAUACCUGUGAGCACGAAUGUAACAAGUGCAGGUCAGAAACAACCUGCAGGAAAAGUGAUGGUUACUGUCAGACUGAAUGUGCAGACGGUUUAAGUGGUGAUACUUGUGAUACUCCUUGCAAUGAUGGAUGCGCUAGAUGUAAACGUAACCAAACUCAUAAAUGCUUGACAUGUCAAACUGGAAGACAUGGCUAUGAUGGAUCAUACUACACAUGCCGUAACACUUGCAAUAAUUCAUGUGUGAACAAGUCUUGUGACGCUUCGAAUGGCAAAUGUGACACAGGCUGUAUAGAUGGAUAUUCGGGACCGUUUUGUAACAUUGCGUGUCCACUCAAUUGCAAGUCGUGUCAUCAAGACAACGGCAAAUGUGAUGUGUGCGAAUAUGAUUAUUGGGGCGAAUACUGCGUAAACAAUUGCAGCGAAAACUGUACGCAUAAAAACGAGUCAUUGUCAAGCUGUGACAUAACAUCUGGUGAAUGCAAACAUGGAUGCUCACAUGGGACUCACGGCUUACGCUGCAAUAUUAAAUGUGACCAAAAUUGUAUCACUUCCGGAAAAGGGGUUCGUGAGUGUAGGCAGACGGACGGUCAGUGUACACUAGGAUGUGAGACCGGAUAUAAGCUGACAAAUAACGGAUGCGUAGAAGAAAUUGUGGCUGACAAUGAUGAUAGUAACGGCGCUGUGAUGGCAGGCGUUACGGGAGGAGUGAUUGCUCUUCUAUCGGUUUCGCUUGCUCUUUCUGUUGGUUAUAUUGUGUACAUGAAAAGACGUCAAACUAGAGAACACCCGGAGAAACAAUCAGCUACAGACUCAAGAGCUGACGAAGGAGCUCGAACAUACGAACAGUUACAAGAACGUACGGAACAACCAAACUAUCAAAAUGUCCAGGAUAACGGCACUGACAAUUAUUCCGUGUUGUUUGCUGAUACAAACAUGUGAUCCUUAUUUCUUUUUGUAUAAUUUACACAACGUUCCAUUAGAUGUCAUUUGUUAUAGCGUAUAGUGUUAUAGUGUAAAAGAUGAUGAAAAUAUUAGUGAUUCUGAAUAUAAUCUCAGGUACAUGUGUCAUUCGGAACUCCUCGGCCAUUUUUUUCAAAAACAACCUCAGAUGUAUGCAGGUACAUCAGUUGAAGUAGUUCGUAAAAAUUUGAAUUAUAUCAUUAAUUAAUUGUAAUGUUUUAGAGUUGUAUUUAUUGAUCUUAGUUUAAAUUGAUUGCCAUUGAAUUGUAUUAUUGCAAACAUAAUUAAGAAUCCCAAGAGUUAAGUCACAAAGUUUAACUGCUAAAUAAAAUUACUACGCGAUCUACUUGCAGCGGACUUAAACGUACCACUAUUUGAGUAUGUAAACCGUCCAAAUACAUCCGAGGUUGUUUUCGAUAAAAUGGCCGAGGAGCUCCGAAUGGUACAUGUGUAUUACGUGGAUUUAAAAUGUGAUUUAGAUCCUAGAUUAUCAUACAUAAGUGUGAUCGUACUUUGGCAUACUCGUUUUCUUCUUGCACUAUGCAUAUAGACAUUCAUGUAUUCGAAUAUGUGUUUUAUUAAAUAAAUUUGUUUUUCGC